Messenger RNA from Entelurus aequoreus (snake pipefish), 1089 nucleotides. RefSeq names its product heme binding protein 2 (gene hebp2). Lineage: Eukaryota; Metazoa; Chordata; Actinopteri; Syngnathiformes; Syngnathidae. The transcript is spliced from 5 exons. Gene Ontology annotation, cellular component: cytoplasm. The coding region runs from base 162 to 752 and encodes 196 amino acids. The record is from RefSeq and is a predicted model, not a curated record.
ACGUGACAGGAAGUGACGUAAGGAUCGCGACAGAUUGAUUGGUGCGCCUUAGCCAAUUGGAGCUCUACCUGAGAUCAAGUGACCACAAGCGAUGUUACAAAACCAAACCAGGAGGCUCUGAACGUUGACUGUUUUCAGUGAUUUGAACAUUUGCCGCAGUCAUGUUUAAAGCUAUUGGACAAGCUCUUUUCUCCAGCGGACUACAGUACCCGGCAUUCACAACCCCCAAGGAGACGGACUUAAACAAGGAUACUGACUAUGAGAUCCGCACCUACGCGCCCACCAAGUGGGUCAGCACCACCCUGACUGGGACAAAUCUGGAUGAAGCCUUGGGGACCGGCUUCCGCAGGCUGUUCAAGUACAUACAAGGCAACAAUGUCAACAAGGUUCAGGUGGAGAUGACGGCCCCUGUGACAGGCCGCAUUGACCCUGGCGCCGGCCCCACGUGCGAGUCCCACUUCACCGUGUCCUUCUUCAUCCCGGCGAAGCACCAGGCCAACCCUCCGGAACCGAGCGACCCGGAUGUGUUUGUGGAGCACAGGAAGGAGUUCACAGCGUACGUCAGAACCUACGGGGGGUUCUCCAAUGAGAACCUGAAGCAGGAGGAGCUGCUUAAGCUGGUGGGGAGCCUGAAGAGGGACGACGUUGAGUUUGUGGACAAGCCGUACUACGUGGCGGGUUACGACAGCCCCUUUAAACUCAUCAACCGCAGAAACGAGGUGUGGAUCCUCAAGCAAACAGUGGAAGUGUAAAUAUUCUUAGAAUCUAUUUUCAUCCUUGAGGUUGCGUUGUCGUUCAUUUGUGUAAUGCACAUAUUUGGCCACAAGGGGGCAGCGUUGUUUGCAGCUGCGUCGAGUGCCUUCUCUUAUUUCAAUACUUUCAUUUUGGGCAUAAAUACUUCUAUAACUUGCUUUUAUACUGACAUUUAUACAUAAUGUUGUAUAACCAUGCUGCUUAAGGGCUAAUGAUUCAUAUAUAUGUCCUCUUCAAAUGAUUGAUUAUUACAUGUUUUUAUGGCAGCUUUUUUACAGCAGCGUUACACAAAAAAGUUUUAUUAUAAUGUUAUGCUAAAUAAAUAUUUUGCGAGAA